Amphimedon queenslandica is the source of this 1263-nucleotide messenger RNA. RefSeq names its product octopamine receptor-like. The transcript has a single exon. NCBI's taxonomy places the organism in Eukaryota, Metazoa, Porifera, Demospongiae, Haplosclerida, Niphatidae. Gene Ontology annotation, biological process: G protein-coupled receptor signaling pathway. Gene Ontology annotation, molecular function: G protein-coupled receptor activity. The record is from RefSeq and is a predicted model, not a curated record. The coding region runs from base 38 to 1147 and encodes 369 amino acids. Gene Ontology annotation, cellular component: membrane.
AAGUGUCUAUGGUUACACCUCUUUCAAUUAUUAUGUAAUGUGGUCAAGUUGUUUGCAAACAGAAGCUUGUAUCAUAAGUCAGGCAAAAGCAACUCAGUUGACAGUUAAUCUGACCCCUAGUACACUAUACAGAAUGGAAGAAGAAUACAUUGAGAACAACAACUUCACUCUAAGUGAGGACAUCAAUGGACCACUGUUAGCUGCUGUGAUUGGAGUAGAGAUGGUAGCCGGACUCAUUGCUAACAUUUUUGUACUUACCCUGAGCUGUUUUCAUUGCGAAACUUACAAGAAGCCAUCAACCAUAUUCCUCACCAACAUGCUUGUUGCCAAUCUCAUCAUUAUUGUAGUGGUGAUGCCAUUCUCCAUUGCAACUUGUGUGAGUGGUGAGUGGAUAUUUGGAAGCACAGUCUCAUCAAAACUAGCUUCCUGUGAAGCUAUGGGUACUCUAUUUGGAUGGAGUACUCUCAUUGCAACAGAAAGCCUAGUCCUGCUUUCUUUUGAUCGCUUCUUCUUCAUUGUGAAAGCUGGGAAAUAUAAUGAGCACAUGACUGUCAAGAAAGCACUCAUCAUAGUUGCUGCAUCCUGGAUACUGGCUGCCAUAUUGGUCAGCCCACCUCAGUAUGGAUUUGGGGGUUUUGUUUUUGCCAACAGUUAUGGUCUUUGUGGCCCUAACUUUAGGAGUGUUGGGUUUUCAGUCUAUGGUUUUUUCAUCAUUGGAAGUCUCAUCAUCAGCAUAGUCGUUACAUCACUCUGGACUUAUUGCUAUACAAAAAAAUUCAUCAAAGAAAUGAAUUCAAGAAUGUUAAGAGAGAGCGUAUAUUUUUCUCAGCAUACAAAACUUGUCGGUAUCUUUGGGACUCUCAUCAUCGUUCACAUUUUUUGCUAUUCUCUGUUUCUUUCUGUUAGUGUCGUUCGACCAUUUGUGGCCAUACCUCGUCAACUCUGGGCCACUACACUUGUCUUCCUACUAUUAAUAACUAUUCUCAGCCCACUAGUUCAGUCCUACUUCAGAAGUGAAACGAGGAACUUCAUACAAAAUCUCCUUCUAAAGAUCAGACUAUCAAAAUCACAUCCCACACUUCCAACUAGAAUGACAGUUACUUCUCUAAUCAAAUUAAAAGCUCCUUCCCAAACACUAAGCGAAUAAACAUUGCAUGAUUUUUGUUACUGAUUCCUAGUUAGUUCUAUUAUACCGUGUAGUCUGCAUAACUUACCAUAAUUUGUGUGUUAGUUUUUAAAUCACAACAACAUAUGCCACUAAAA